Capsella rubella is the source of this 1405-nucleotide messenger RNA. Its product is annotated as PI-PLC X domain-containing protein At5g67130. Gene Ontology annotation, biological process: lipid metabolic process. Gene Ontology annotation, molecular function: phosphoric diester hydrolase activity. The record is from RefSeq and is a predicted model, not a curated record. Bases 60 to 1283 code for a protein of 407 amino acids. The transcript has 9 exons. Lineage: Eukaryota; Viridiplantae; Streptophyta; Magnoliopsida; Brassicales; Brassicaceae.
UACUCUCUCUCUCUCUCUGUUUCUUUCUUCCUUCAACAACACAUCAAAAACUUACAAAAAUGGGAUCCAAUAUCUUGUUUAAUCUGAUGCUCAUAGCUUUAUGUUUAUUACCGUUCGGUCACAGUCUCGAGAUGGGAGAAACAUGUAGCCCGAGCAGCAAAUGCGACGCCGGAUUGAGUUGCCAGAGUUGUCCUGCGAAUGGUAACACCGAGUCUACUUGUACCCGGAUCCAACCACUCAACCCGACUUCAAAGGUGAAUGGUUUGCCGUUUAACAAGUACUCGUGGCUAACUACACACAAUUCGUACGCAAUCACGGGGGCAAAUUCGGCAACUGGCUCAAUCUUGCUCUCCCCUAAGAAUCAAGAAGACUCAAUCACCAACCAGCUUAAGAAUGGUGUGAGAGGGAUUAUGCUUGAUACUUAUGAUUUUCAGAACGAUAUAUGGCUUUGUCAUUCCACAGGAGGGACUUGCUUUAACUUCACAGCCUUUCAACCGGCUGCUAAUGCGCUCAAAGAGAUUAAUGACUUUCUUGAAUCGAACUUAUCUGAGAUUGUUACCAUCAUUCUUGAAGAUUAUGUCAAGUCUCCUAAUGGUUUGACUAAGGUUUUCAAAGCAUCUGGAUUGAGUAAAUUCCAGCUACCACUUUCGAGAAUGCCAAAGGACGGUAAGGACUGGCCAACGGUGGAUGAUAUGGUAAAGCAGAACCAAAGGCUUGUGGUUUUUACUUCGAAGAAGGAUAAAGAAGCUUCUGAAGGUUUUGCUUACCAGUGGAAUUACAUGGUUGAAAACCAGUAUGGCAAUGAAGGAUUGAAGGAUGGAUCAUGCUCGAGUCGAUCUGAAUCUUCUCCAUUGGAUACCAAGUCUCGGUCUUUGGUGUUCCAGAACUACUUUGAAACUAAUCCUAAUACCACGCAAGUGUGUGCGGAUAAUUCCUCUCCAUUGAUCGAAAUGAUGAGAACGUGCCAUGGGGCAGCGGGUAAAAGGUGGCCUAACUUCAUAGCUGUCGAUUUUUACCAGAGGAGUGACGGUGGAGGAGCUGCUGAAGCUGUAGAUGAAGCAAACGGCCGUGUCACAUGUGGUUGUGACAGCUUAGCCUAUUGCAAGUCGAACGCACCUUUUGGAACAUGUGAUGCUCCUCCUCCAAAGUCGUCUCCCUCACCAGUCACUGGUCAAACUUCUAAAAGGGAUCCGACAAAUCUUCCUGUGGGUAAUGCUGGUUCUACAGCAAUUGGAUUGUCAUCUCUCAUUCUGAUCUCUGCGGCGACUCUCUUACUAUGGUGAUACUUCUUCGGUGAGCUCAGUUUGCUUUGAUAUGACACAAAUGUUUUUAUUCCCCUUAAUACAUUUCCACAAAAUGACCAAAACAUUCAAUACAUUAUUGGUGAGUAGAAGUUUUGAGAUCA